Molecule: messenger RNA, 536 nt
Organism: Dreissena polymorpha
Lineage: Eukaryota; Metazoa; Mollusca; Bivalvia; Myida; Dreissenidae
Product: insoluble matrix shell protein 6-like
Exons: 4
Coding region: 98-430 (110 amino acids)
Molecular function (GO): protein binding
Source: RefSeq, a predicted model, not a curated record
GUUGGUAACGGUAUAUAAGCGCGAAGGAGACGACGUUUAUACAUUCUGCAGUAACACUCCGUUAGGCAGUCUGCACCGUUUGCUCUUUACUUCAAGGAUGAGAUCACUUCUGGUUCUUCUCGCAUUUUGCGCCGCUUCGGCUUAUGCCUACGAAUGCGGAUGUGACAGGGGUUAUGAUCCUGUCUGCUCCACAGACGGGGAAACAUACGACACUGAAUGCAAGCUCAAGUGCGACGGGAAGUGGAAAGCGUGUGACGGCCGCUGCCCUUGCUACCAGGAGCCGAAGUAUGCACCAUGUGGCUGCGACAAUCGCUACGAACCUGUGUGCACUGUGAAGGGAGAUACAUACCAGAACAAAUGCCAGGCCCAAUGCGAUCUACAACAAAUCGUCUGCGACAAAGCCUGUCCGUAUUGCGGGUUCACGUACUAGACGUCCAUUUCGAAACCGGUUCACACAGAAGCUACAACCGGUCAUUCUGUCUCAAUCAAAUGUUGUCACUUGUAAAACAAAUACAAAAUAAACAAACGACAUUUGA